AUGCUUCAUGUGCAUGAUAGCUCCUCCAUCACUUGCAUCACAUGCCCACAAGGUUCAUACUGGAUGAGCCGUGAAUGGUGCCGAGUCGAGUGGUGCCCCGAGCUGUGUACUGUCUUUCGUACUGCCCAACAAAGUGAGGGUGAUAGCUUCUGUCAUGAGUUGAGCACAUUCUGGGCAUCUCAACUCCUGAAGGCACGCUAUAUCUGGUAUUGGAGUGCAAUGCGUGUGUUUUCCUCUGUACACGUAGUACUGUUGCACCUGGAUUAUUGCCCUAGGCUCAUACAUGUGCUUCCCUUGUCUGUGUAUGUGGACACUUUGCCUUGCCUGGAUACCCUGAAAAUUGUGUGUUGCGGUGAUCUGAGGGAGGUCUUCGCUUUGGACCCUAGGCAAAAGGAGCAGAAAGUUAUAAUGUUUCCAAAGCUAAGGAGCAUCCACCUUUAUGAGCUUCCCAACCUGCGGCGCAUCUGUGGGAGCAGGAUGUCGGCUCCCAACUUGGAGACCGUCAAGAUCAGGGGCUGUUGGAGCCUCAGGUGCCUUCCUGCUGUCAGCGGAAACAACGAGAAGCUGCCUAGUGUGGACUGUGAGAAGGAAUGGUGGGAUAACCUUGAGUGGGACGGGGUGGAGGCGAACCACCACUCUUCACUCUAUGAGCAUAGCCACUCAUCAUACUACAAGGCCCAGCUGCCAAGAGGCACAGUUUUAAGGUAA
This is a messenger RNA of Triticum turgidum subsp. durum (durum wheat), 708 nucleotides long. NCBI's taxonomy places the organism in Eukaryota, Viridiplantae, Streptophyta, Magnoliopsida, Poales, Poaceae. The record is from the annotation of a GenBank genome assembly.